This is a messenger RNA of Thecamonas trahens ATCC 50062, 1097 nucleotides long. RefSeq names its product ceroid-lipofuscinosis neuronal protein 5. Gene Ontology annotation, biological process: lysosome organization. The transcript has 2 exons. The record is from RefSeq and is a predicted model, not a curated record. The coding region runs from base 44 to 1057 and encodes 337 amino acids. Gene Ontology annotation, cellular component: lysosome; lysosomal membrane. Gene Ontology annotation, molecular function: hydrolase activity, acting on glycosyl bonds. Lineage: Eukaryota; Apusomonadida; Apusomonadidae.
GCGAAGUCGGGCAAGGCACACCUCACUCCAUCCACACCUCAACAUGCAUACUGUUGCUGCUGUGGCUGUUGUGGCCAUUGUUGCCUCUGUGCUCUGUGUGUCGGUGACGGCUCGGCCGACGCCGCCUGCCUUUUGCCAGGACCCGCCCUCGCUGCACUUCUGCUCUGUUCUUCCCGGCCAGGGCGUGCCUCUUCCUGCGCCCAUUUCUGAUGAUGACACGGUCGAUGUCUGGGUUCUCCAGGCUCCUGUCUGGGAGUUCAUCCCUCUCCUUGGCAACAUCACCAAGGAGCUCAAGCUCAUCCACACAGCCAUCGGGCUCGUCGUCAACUCGACCGGCGCAGAGUACUCGUUUGAGGCCGAGGGCCUCUUCGAGUCGCCCAACGCUUCGUUCCCGUACAUCGUCACCAACGCGUCAGCGCCCAACGGCAAGGAGCUCAUCCAGUGCGAUGCUGGCGGUGUGUGCUGGGACGCCGGCAUCGACUGGGACUACUACACUGAGGACAAGAUCAAGUUGGGCACCAUCAACGGGACGGUCUUCAACAAGCUCAUGAAGUGGAUUCCCAUGGACAACGACACGUACUCGAUCACCUACGAGACGUUCCGCGUCAUGUCCGAGUGGGACAACGGCGAUGGCAAGGUCUACUUUGAGUCAUACACCUGCGAUGACUAUGCUUGGCGAGUCCUCGGCCUCCUCAAGACUUGGGGCGCCGACUUUGCUGAUGUGGCCCCGGCCCGCGUCUACCUCAACUUCUACGUCGGCGACAACGCGCCGACCAAGGUCGACCAGAACGAUCCGGCUUCCAUGGCCAAGGUCAUCGACUACUUUGAGCAGUACAACAUUCUUGAGCGCGGCAACGAGUGCGCAAAGUCCAAGACAGUCGUCGACAAGGCCGUCUGCGCCUUUGAGGUCCUCGAGAAGACCUUUGAGUGGCUCGAGAACUCAAAGUACAUCAUCUACUUUGGCGAAAUCUACUGGCUCGACCAGGUGCCCAACGCCGAGGGUCUCUCCUUUGACUGGAAGUACGUUCCGACGCCCAUCACCCCGGUCGCAGCCUAGUUGAUCUCAUCCCACCUACAUCAAACACGUUUCGUCCUCA